Dictyostelium discoideum AX4 is the source of this 306-nucleotide messenger RNA. RefSeq lists its product as hypothetical. The coding region runs from base 1 to 306 and encodes 101 amino acids. The transcript has a single exon. NCBI's taxonomy places the organism in Eukaryota, Evosea, Eumycetozoa, Dictyosteliales, Dictyosteliaceae. The record is from RefSeq and is a predicted model, not a curated record.
AUGUCUACCACUGUUAAUAAUAAUGAUGCCUCUAGUAGUAGUACCUCUGCCUAUAAUAGCGCUGAAUCCUUUGAUUUAAGAAUGAAGUCAAUGGAGGAUCAAAUCAACAACCUUUCCCUAGUCUUUACAAGAUUCAUGAAAGAACCUAUGUUCUCAUCUAAUACCAAUUCACGUAGCCAACCUUCUCAUGAUAUCUCUGACACCGAGAAUGAACAAAGUGAAGAUGAAUCAAGUAACAAUUUCGAUGUUCCAACCGAUUAUCAAUUAUCCGAUACCUUAAUUGGUCAGUACAAACACCUGAUGUAA